This is a messenger RNA of Photinus pyralis (common eastern firefly), 1338 nucleotides long. Its product is annotated as synaptobrevin-1-like. Gene Ontology annotation, biological process: vesicle-mediated transport; vesicle fusion. The record is from RefSeq and is a predicted model, not a curated record. Bases 194 to 547 code for a protein of 117 amino acids. Gene Ontology annotation, cellular component: plasma membrane; SNARE complex. Lineage: Eukaryota; Metazoa; Arthropoda; Insecta; Coleoptera; Lampyridae. Gene Ontology annotation, molecular function: syntaxin binding; SNAP receptor activity. The transcript has 3 exons.
UGACUGUCGAAAAUAACGCCCUCUGUUCUAUUUAUAAUUUUCUACGUGACAAGUCAAGUAACAUUUCUAUUUUCUAUCGACGUCUUCAUAUAUUUAAGUUUUUUAAUCCUAAAUAAUAGAGAUCCAUUUGACAUCGUUUGGUGGUCGCUCACCUAUUAUCAUAACGUCAAAAUUAAUUAGUCGGUGAAAAAAUAUGGAUAAUCCAUCAGGAAGUCAAAACGCGAUGCCAGGUAAAAAGACGGUGCUCGAACAAACGCAGGACCAGGUCAACGAGGUGGUUGGUAUAAUGAGAGUGAAUGUAGAGAAGGUCCUAGAACGUGAUCAAAAACUGUCUGAAUUGGACAGUCGAGCUGAUGCCCUCCAGGAGGGUGGAAAGAGAUUUGAACAGCAAGCUCAGAGGCUACACAAGAAAUAUUGGUGGAAAAAUAUGAAGAUGAUGAUUAUACUUGGUGUAAUUGGAGUUGCCAUUCUUAUCAUUAUUAUUGUGUCCCUCACUGGUAAAAGUGAUGAUUCGCCUAAAACUGAGAAACCAAGUGAGAAACAAUAGGGGCAGGUGGAUUAAUUUCUUUUAUUGUACAUUUUGCACAUUUCCGUUCUUUUACUAAUGGUAUUUCUUUGGGAAUUCUUCUUACAAGCCGGUGUGCCUUCUUGUAACAGUUUAUUCUGUGAUACAGCAAAUUGAACGGAAAAUUACAAUAUUGGCUUCCAUUAAAAUGUAAGCUAAUGUCUAUAAUUACAUUAAAUGUUAAGUGCCUUAAUGAAAUAAUGCCAAACAUUUUCUAUAUCUAUUUCUAUGUAUGUUAAUAAUGUAUAAAAUAAAAAGUAUUUUUAAUUUCCUUAUGUUGGUGAGUGAAUGGUAUAAAGAUUAGGUACAUUAAUAUCACUUGUUAACUAUACUGUAAUUAAUGAUUAGAUUACGUUGUAGUGCAAUACAAAUCAAUUUUUGUUUCCUGUUUCUAUCAAAGAGGUGUCUCCUAAUAUAAUCAAAGUAGCGUAAUUUUGGUCACUUCUACCAGCUUUUCAAGUUAUAAUCUUUCAGAAAUAUUCAUUUUUUUUUGAUUUUUAAACAAAUAUUUUGCAACCCCAAAUGAUUGAAUUAUACCAUUGAAUAACUUUGACUCAACGAUAUUAUACUUACUUAACUAUUUCAUUUACAUCUAUUUAAAAUUAUUUGUAAGUUAUCUUUCUGUUAUUAUAGUUUAUCCUCUCUUUCUUUUUAUAUUGCACUAAAAUUAAGUUACCUAGUGUAAUUUAUCUGUACUUGCUGGUGGAGUGGAAGAACAGCUUUGGCUGAAUUCCUACCAUUUGUGUUUUUCACAAUAAACAUUAUUAUUAUUA